Catharus ustulatus (Swainson's thrush) is the source of this 1773-nucleotide messenger RNA. It is a transcript of the gene LCA5L, whose product is annotated as lebercilin LCA5 like. The coding region runs from base 1 to 1773 and encodes 590 amino acids. NCBI's taxonomy places the organism in Eukaryota, Metazoa, Chordata, Aves, Passeriformes, Turdidae. The record is from RefSeq and is a predicted model, not a curated record. Gene Ontology annotation, cellular component: axoneme. The transcript has 9 exons. Gene Ontology annotation, biological process: intraciliary transport.
AUGAUUCCAAGAGCUUUGUCAGUGGCAGAGCCUGAAAGAGUCAGAGGAGGCAAACCUUUAGAAACACCAGGAACUGAAGAGAAGGAAACACAGAAAAAGGACAAGAUGAGAAAGGAAAGAAGGAAAUGUGGACAAUAUCUCUAUGCCCAAGGUGAUAAAAAAGGGAAGAAAUGGCCAGCUCCAAACUCCUCCUGUCUGAACUCCUCCUUUUCAACCCUGCACAGCGCCAUCGUUUACCAGGACAAAAACGCCACGGCCCAGCGAAUAUCCUCAGCCAGGCUGCACAAAAUCAAAGAGCUGAAGAACGAAAAAAUCGACCUGCAAAGGAGAAUCGAGGCGUCGAGCUUGGAGAACCAGGCUCUGAGAGAGCUGAGCCGCCGGCACGCCAGGGCCAUCGACAGGUACAGCAGCGCGGAGAGCCACCUGCAAGAGCUGCUGGCAGGGCAUCGCCACGAGAUGACACAUCUCAGGACACUCCUCAAAAUGUCCCAGGAGGCCGAGAGAAACACAGCCCAGGAGCUCAAAAGAGUCGAAGCGGAGAUGAGGAGGACUGAAGGGGAUCUGAAGACUUUGCUGGUACUGUCAGAAGAUAAAGCUCUGGCAGAGAGGGAGGAACUUAAUCGCAGAUUGGCAGUGCUCAAUGAAACAUUGAAACAAAAGGAUGAGAGGAUACAGAGUCUGGAAAUGCAGCUGAAGCUGAACAACAGCACCUUUAGUCGUCAGCUGGCAAAUGAGAGUAAAAAACUCCUGGAAGCUACAAUGACCACAAAGGACUUGCUAAUGGAAAUUAACAUCAUUCACCAAAAAAUUAAGGAAAAGGAUCGGCAACUUUACGUACAGAAUAUUUAUGCAAAUCGGAUGCCAAAAGUCCUGAGGGACCAAAGUAUCUGGGUUCCCAAUUCAACAGGUCUGAGAGUAGACAGAUCAGCACAAGUAGAUAAAGAGAGUUUUAGAGAACUGCUGCUGUCUCAGCACCAGGAAACAGAAAAAAGUCCAAUCCAGCUAAAAAAGAAGAAAAGAGGAGAUAAGGGUAGAGAAGGCAAAGCCAAGGAAGUGUGCUCAGAUGCCCAAGGUAGAAAAGAAAAGCAAGGAAUCAAGAAAGUGCCAAUGCCAGGGACUUUUAACAGGACCCACAGAGGUAGUAGACUUUUAUUGAAGUCUUGCAAUUUAUUAGAAUUCAUUGAAGAAAUGGAAAAAGACACAGAGUUUCUUGAACAGGAGUUGAAAAGUCUGAUGAAAUCUGAACAAAAUCCUCAAAGUGACAGAGCAAAGAACAAUCAAGAGGAAGAGGCAGUAGAAGAAGUUGAAAAAGAAGAGAAAAAACCCCAUGAGCAGCAAAAGAAGGAAGCCAGGAGUGAAGGUGCAAUUCCAAGCAAAGACCCUGCUAGGCAGAAAAAUCAAUUCAUCUCCUCAGAAGCUGUUGAGAAUUUGCAUCAGGGGCUGCACACUUCAGGUGCCAAAUGCAAAGCAGGCAGCCUGAGCUGCCAGAGACAGGCAGGCCAGAGCUGCAGGGACACUGCUGAGAGCAGGGGGAAGAUUUCCUUUGGGGCUUAUGAACCUUCUUUUGGGCAAACCCCCCUGGCUGGGCAGGACAGCCCCUCUGGAGGGCAGGGCUGCAGCCACCUGCUGCCUUCUGAGAGGAAAACACCUGAUGGAGCUCUCUGGGGAGGGCUGUUUGCAAGGAGACAACCCCUGGAGCUCCAGCAGCACAAGGGGGAGGGCAGACAAGUGAGGGCUGCAUGGCAAAUCCCAAACUCCAACCCUCCUCGUUAA